Molecule: messenger RNA, 689 nt
Organism: Paramecium octaurelia
Lineage: Eukaryota; Ciliophora; Oligohymenophorea; Peniculida; Parameciidae
Source: the annotation of a GenBank genome assembly
AUGAUGAAAACAACACAAACACCACUCAAUAAAGAAGAAUAAAGGCGCUUAAAUCAGAUAGUUCAAUAACUACUAGACUCAAAUGACAGUGUGGAAUUCAGACAACCAGUAGAUUACAAGGCAUUAAAUUUACAUGACUAUAUUACUAUUGUUAAAAAGCCAAUGGAUCUUGGGACUGUUUAAAGGAAAUUAAAUAGCAAUACAUACAAAACAGUGGAGGAAUGUUUGGAUGAUAUCCAAUUAAUUUGGGAUAAUUGCAAAUUGUAUAAUGGUUCAUAGAGCGUAUAUAUUAUUACAAAUAAUAAAGUGGAUUACUAAGUUGGCAGAGAAAUUAGAGAGAUUGUUUAAGAAAAAUGUUAGAAACUAUUUACCUCUUGUGAAUCUACCACAAUUGGUGCCUAAAUAUAAAGAUGCAGGAGCAGAUGUAUUCUAGGAGGAACCUUAGGAUUAAGUGAGUUACAAUGAUAAAGUUGAAUUUUCUAAUAAUCUCAAACAAUUGGCAGCUGAAUAAAUUGGUCUGAUAGUGCAUAUGAUUUAGAAUACAUCUCCAAAUGCAUUCGUUGAAAUAGAAGGAGAAAAAUAUUAAAUCAUAGUAGACUACAUUGAAUACGAAGCAUUUGUUAAAUGUUAAAAGUAAAUACAAACCUGGAUUGCUGGAGACACGAUCAAUAAGAAAGUGAAAAUUUGAC